Engraulis encrasicolus (European anchovy) is the source of this 861-nucleotide messenger RNA. RefSeq lists its product as uncharacterized. The transcript has 3 exons. The record is from RefSeq and is a predicted model, not a curated record. The coding region runs from base 199 to 846 and encodes 215 amino acids. Lineage: Eukaryota; Metazoa; Chordata; Actinopteri; Clupeiformes; Engraulidae.
UGAACCAUACAAAUGUCUUUCAGAUCGAAACGAUUGUGUAAAACUAAAGGCAGUAUGGGAGUUCCCAGGCUAGUAAUCGGUAGUUAGACGUAUAUAAAGAGUGGCGUUGGCUGUAGACUUCAUGGGCACACUCAAGAGUCAUCAGAAGCAUAGGAACUCCACAACAGCAUCUCCAGGCAUACAGAACAAAGGAAAGCCAUGGACCGUGACAUCCUAUUUGAGGCCCUGUCGGCCCUCGUCGGUGCACCAGUGCGCCCCAGAUCAUCUGCGCCUACACACGUGCUUCAGUCCUACGUGCUCAAUUCACCGCACCCUGAUGUCCUGUCCAUCACCGACGUCCUCUCGGCUGUCUGGUUCGAGAAUGACUUCUGGCAGGAUGUCAACGAGCGCAGGACGGGCGUCCGUUGCCUUGCGGCCUGCCGCAAUGACCUCUUCGUCAUGGAUGACGAUUUCUUCGAUCCACGCUUCGACUAUGACUUCAGACACAUGAAGGACAGUGAAACGUACAGAAGGGGUGACGAGGUCUACAAGCGGCCCUAUGGGUGGCAGCGAUUUGCUCUGAAUGUGCUUGAUAAAUACCCUGAUGGCAACGCCUGGCUCGGCACCCCAGGCUACCGGACUUGUUCGGCCCCGGGCGAGUGGCCGGUUUCUUACCACGGCACAAGUAAGGCUGGUGCUGAGGGCAUUAUCGAAGACUGCUACAUACCUGGACCCGGAGCGGCAUAUGGUCGUGGAAUCUACUCCACGCCAGACGUUGAGAUCACAGUGAAGCAUGGGUACGCCAAGAAGUUCACAUGCAAGACAGAUGGCAAGACCUACUGGGUAUGUACGACCAGUCAACUUUGAGGAGAAGCCCUAAAG